GUGCCAAAGGACUGGACGCACGCCGUCACCUCGAAGCUGCGGCAGAUGGGCUACAAGAACCAGGCUAUCGACCUGGAGUUCAUCUUUACCAAGGACGGUCCUCAAAUUGUGGAAAUCAACAGCCGCUACAGCUACAUGGGAUACUGGUCAUG
Messenger RNA from Symbiodinium pilosum, 152 nucleotides. NCBI's taxonomy places the organism in Eukaryota, Dinophyceae, Suessiales, Symbiodiniaceae. The record is from the annotation of a GenBank genome assembly.